AAUUCUAAAACAGAAUUAUUAUUAUGAAUCACCAAAAUCGACCUGGUCCUUUAAAUGAGCAUGAUUAUUAUAGUACAAGGGAACACACAGAGUCUCAGCAGAAUGAAUCAUCCCAGCAAGAGGUUCAUGUUGAUGGACUGCAAGUGGACAAUUCAUCUACAGUUCUAAAUAAAAUAGCAAAAUUAUAUGCAGAUAAGUUAAUGAAUGAUGUCUGCCUGGUGGUUGGUGGAAAAGAUUACCUUGCACACCGAUUGAUAUUAUGUGCCUCUAGUGAAGUCUUCCAUGUUAUGCUAAUGAACCCAAAUUGGACAGAAUCACAUAACAAAAGAAUAACAUUGCAAGAGCCAUCUCAAUGUUGUAAUGUGUUUGGUGACUUUUUGGCAUAUCUCUAUACAGGACGUAUACAAAUCUCUCAUGCAACUGUGAUGCCAGUAAUGGCUUUAGCUGACAAGUAUAAUGUUCUUGAUUUGAUGAGCCUUUGCAAAAAUUUCAUGAUAGAAAACAUCCCAUCUGCUUCAAGAUGCAACCAACUAAUGAACUGGCUACAAUACAGUUUCGCGUGUGGCCAUCAGCAGUUGGCAAAUGCUUGUCGUGACUACGUUCGUUGGAACUUUCAGAGCGUGGCAGCUCAGGACGAUUUCGGAACCUGCGAAGUGGAUGUCUUAAUAUCCAUAAUUCAAAUGGACGAUCUAGCUAUUUACGAUGAAAUGACCGUUUUCCACUGUCUAGUCAAAUGGAUAGAAGCACAGGAGGAUCCAAACGAAAACCUUGUUCGCCAGGUUUUUUCAUAUGUACGAUUCCCAAUGAUGACCCCGAGACAAUUGGCCGAUCUGCUUCUUUGUUCCCUGACGCAACGAUACAAAGAAUUCUUUGUCGAGCGCAUGGCAAUCGCUAUGGCAUUUCAUUCAGGUCAAAAGGAGCACUUCACGGAAGCAUUGCUGCAGCAGAACAGCCCUGAUUCCCAGUUGUUCACCCCACGCCUUUACACUUCUGAAAAGUGGGGCACUCACAUAACACUGGAAAACUUCCCAUCUUUGCAGCCCUAUCAUACGCGAACUCUGUUGCUCUCUUCUCCAACGUCGUGUGCCGACUUUGAGACAGAUGCCUAUGAAUGGGUAAUCGAAUUUUCGCCUAAAGGAGUAUGGUUCCGGCCUUGCUGUCUAAUUGUUUGGCAAGGGAAUAUCGAAAUUCCAGAAACAGUACUGCGCACAGUACGGCUUUCCGUCAUGCUUAAAGAACCAAACGAAGCUCACGUUCGCGUGGCUGUACUAGUUUACGGCGUACAUGGGGGAGUGGAACAUGUGCGGAGUACCACGGUGCGAAAUUUUAUAUUCUCACCGGAAGAGCCCGUAUUACGAUACGAGAACCUUCUUCCGUAUUCUGAUAUCAAUCCGGACAGGUUUGAUUGUGGCCAGACGCAGCCGAACAGUCCACCAUCGCCUUUCCUAGUUGGACCCAAGCGUGAUACGCUUAAGGUCCAACUAAUCAUUCUACCUCAACGACCGUAUAGGCGUAGAGAAAGAUGAUACCUUAGAAGGGGAACCGUCCAAUGAAUAAACCAAAAAGAAAAACAGCACAAAAAUAUUUAUAUAAAAUAUAACUUGUGUUUACCAUACUUGUUCAAGUGAAUUCUGCUGAGUUUGGCUUCCAAUGAGAGUAAUUCUAGUUUCACAAAAACGACACUUGUAUUUUAUUCUCAUUGAAAUAGAUCCGUCAAUGUGUUCAAGGUC
Molecule: messenger RNA, 1730 nt
Organism: Daphnia magna
Lineage: Eukaryota; Metazoa; Arthropoda; Branchiopoda; Diplostraca; Daphniidae
Gene: Tango10
Product: BTB/POZ domain-containing protein 17
Exons: 8
Coding region: 24-1526 (500 amino acids)
Molecular function (GO): protein binding
Source: RefSeq, a predicted model, not a curated record